Messenger RNA from Punctularia strigosozonata HHB-11173 SS5, 2249 nucleotides. RefSeq names its product Metallo-dependent phosphatase. The coding region runs from base 1 to 2034 and encodes 677 amino acids. Lineage: Eukaryota; Fungi; Basidiomycota; Agaricomycetes; Corticiales; Punctulariaceae. Gene Ontology annotation, biological process: sphingomyelin catabolic process. The record is from RefSeq and is a predicted model, not a curated record. The transcript has 21 exons. Gene Ontology annotation, molecular function: sphingomyelin phosphodiesterase activity.
AUGCUCGUCCAGCACGUCUUGUCUGGCGGCUUGGUCGCCUCCGCUGCGUCGAACGGCGCCGGCAGCUUCGUCAAGCCUUCGACCUUCACCGCCCCUGGCGCGUUUCCUACGACGGCCUACCACAAAUACUAUAAUAAUCCUACGCAGACAUCUGCUCAGGUUCAACCAGUGGUCACUGAUCCUGUCUCCCAUGUCACGUAUCCUUUGGCCCUUACUGACCCAGACCACAUCCCAAAGAAUGACACGACCGAUCCUCACCCUCUCCCGCCUCGCGCAUCAGACUCGUUGAUCCUCCAGCAUGCCUUGGAACAGAUUCGUUCGAUCGCCAGCAAUGCUAACCUCGAAAGCACCUGUGCUAAAUGCCAGGCCGGCCUCGAGGUCGCCAAGUUCGUGGCACUCGCCGCGCCUGAGAUGGGUCCGGAGCUCGCGGUCACGCUCUGUGACGAGUUUGAGUUCAGCAACACUUGCGGAAAUCAGUUCAGUGUUCUGGCGUUGGGAAGCGUUAUCACCCAGGUCGUCGCCAAUGCCGACGUCGCCGGUCUGGAUGGACAGCUUCUUUGCCAAAAUUUCUUAGGCUUAUGCCCACUGCCACCCGCUUCGCCAGUGAAUCUGACCAAUUGGUUCGCUAAGCCGAAGCCGAGUCCACUUCCCCCUCCUAAAAAACCCAGCGGAAAGCUUCUAAAGGUUUUACACAUAUCGGACAUACAUCUCGAUCCUCGAUAUGCCACUGGAGCGGAGGCGAAUUGUACGAGCGGUUUGUGCUGCAGGACGAACAAUGUAGCGACUUCGAGCCCGAAUGUUACGCUCCUACCAGCGCCGCGUUUUGGCUCCUACCUCUGUGAUACUCCAUAUUCCCUCUUGCUCUCGGCUCUGCAAGCCAUCCCUAAACUGGCUGGCACCGAGGAGAUAGGGUUUGCAUAUAGCGUUUUCACCGGUGAUUUGGUGUCACACGAUCCAGAAAAUCAGCUGUCACGGAGCUACGUUGAAUACACUGAGACGGUGCUUUAUGACCUACUGAAGCGGUUCCUAGGGAAUGGUCCCGUGUACGCCGUCCUUGGAAAUCACGAUACUUACAAUCAAGCGCAGGAUGCUCCGCACGCUAUUUCGGGUAGCUUGGCGGAACAGUUUAACUGGAACUACGACCAUGUUUCCUCCCUAUGGAGCCACGAGAAUUGGCUUCCCGAGGCCGCCGUGCAACUCGCUCGGGCCCAUUAUGCCGCCUAUAUGGUCAAGAGGUCCGAUGGCCUUCGCAUAAUCACGCUCAACACCGACAUGUGGUACCGCUCCAACUAUUUCAACUACAUCAACAUGUCCACCUCAGAUAACUCUGGAAUGCUUCGGUUCCUCACGGAUGAACUCCAAGAUGCGGAAGACGCUGGAGAUCGAGUGUGGAUCCUAGGACACGUCCUGUCCGGUUGGGAUGGGACAAACCCGCUGGCCAACCCGACUAAUCUCUUUUAUCAAAUCGUUGACCGCUUUUCGCCUCACGUUAUCGCCAACAUAUUCUGGGGUCAUACUCAUGAAGAUCAGCUCUCCAUUUUCUACGCCAACAAUGGAACCAUCCAGAACGCGCAAACGGCUCAAACAGUGUCAUGGGUCGGCCCCUCCCUCACACCGUUGACCAAUCUAAACUCGGGGUUCCGCGUGUAUGUUGUUGAUUCAGCUACAUUCGAUAUUAUCGACGCGUACACCUGGAAGGCGGAUGUGGAUACGUUCUCCCAACUGGAUCACCAGCUGGAAUUUGGGCCGUCCUACGGGUUCGAGUACUCCACAAGACAAACGUACGGUGGUAACAUCACCUGGCAUGCUGAUGCCCCGCUGAAUGCAACCUGGUGGCAUCUCGUCACGGAGCAGAUGGAGAGCGAUCCUUCGUUGAUGGAGACUUUCACGCGUUUCCAGGGCAAGGAAUCAGUGCGGACGCAACCAUGCACGGACGAGUGCGUGACGGCAAAAGUCUGUUACAUGCGCAGCGGCUCUGCCAGCAUAGCGAGGCAGAACUGUGCCACUGGAUUUGGUUCUGUGCAAGGUGGUUGAUGCGAAUGCAAUUAUGAGAAGGUCCCGCUGGGGGGGGACGAGCUUCGUAUCCCUCCGGGUUCCCCAACAUGUCUGCUUCUCGCUACGCUCGUGCCAAAUUUCCAAACGGACAUCUCGCUUCAUCUCUCACGCUGUUGUACAAUUGCCUGUGUUCAACCGGCACGUUGAAAUGGAAGCUACUGGCCCUUUCAUGCAAUCCUAUCGAUAUACAUAUG